Molecule: messenger RNA, 736 nt
Organism: Scatophagus argus
Lineage: Eukaryota; Metazoa; Chordata; Actinopteri; Scatophagidae
Gene: psmg4
Product: proteasome (prosome, macropain) assembly chaperone 4
Exons: 3
Coding region: 102-476 (124 amino acids)
Biological process (GO): proteasome assembly
Source: RefSeq, a predicted model, not a curated record
UGGGCUGCUGUUUUUCUCUAACCCGGAAGUGGCUGCUUCUGUUUACAGCUAGCACGAGUUCAAAUGGUUGCUGGUGUGGCCGCUAGCCUGAGUUAAACAAAAUGAACGACAGUCUAAACGGAUCCGUGUGUGAAGCCAUCACGGUGCACAAUUUUUCGGAGAAGAUUCUGGAGCAGGUCGUGCAUUUCCACGUCAUGAAGCUCAGCGGCGGGUUUUUCCUGUGGGUCGGUUCGGCUCCGGACUUGUCCAACCUGGCUUUGUCAAUGAGCAGCAAAUAUGAUGCCAUGCCUUUGUCCACAUUAGUCAUGGGGGACCCAUCCAAUACGACUCCAAAUUCCUUGGCUCAGAGAUUAGCAAAGAAGACCAAAAAGCAAGUGUAUGUGAGUUACAGUCUCCCGGUGACGGAUGUCAACCUCAGUCUUUUGGUGGAGAACAGGAUCAAGAAGGAGCUGGAGCUUCACCCUGAACACUUCUGAACACGUCGGCUCGUUGGGCUCUUCUGUGCAGAACUGAGGACACGAAGGACACCACAGAGUCGCAGGUGCUUCUCCAGUUCUUUGGACUUUCGUACUCCUUCACAUACUGCAGUCGUAGUCCGACACAAGAACCACAAACAGUCACAUCGAGUGUUCUUUUAUUGACAUAAUAAAUUAAGUGGUUUAUUAUCAAAACAUGUAGGCCUAUGGCUUUUUGUACAAAUGCAUCAUAUUAAAAAAAUAACACUUAGAAAACAGCA